AUGGCUCGUACCAAGCAAACCGCUCGCAAGUCCACUGGUGGCAAGGCCCCUCGUAAACAAUUGGCCGCCAAGUCCGCAGCUCGCAAGACCGCUCAAGCAAGCACCGGUGGUGUCAAGAAGCCCCAUCGUUUCCGCCCCGGUACCGUCGCUCUUCGUGAGAUCCGUCGGUACCAGAAAUCAACAGAGCUCCUCAUCCGCAAGCUCCCCUUCCAACGACUUGUUCGUGAAAUCGCACAGGAUUUCAAGACUGACCUGCGCUUCCAAUCAUCUGCCGUCAUGGCUCUUCAAGAAGCUGCUGAAGCAUACCUCGUCUCGCUGUUUGAGGACACAAACUUGGCUGCUAUUCACGCAAAGCGUGUUACUAUUCAACCAAAAGAUCUUGCUCUUGCACGGCGGCUUCGCGGCGAGCGUUCGUAG
Messenger RNA from Suillus paluster, 417 nucleotides. RefSeq names its product histone-fold-containing protein. The record is from RefSeq and is a predicted model, not a curated record. Gene Ontology annotation, cellular component: nucleosome. Lineage: Eukaryota; Fungi; Basidiomycota; Agaricomycetes; Boletales; Suillaceae. Bases 1 to 417 code for a protein of 138 amino acids. The transcript has 4 exons. Gene Ontology annotation, molecular function: structural constituent of chromatin; protein heterodimerization activity; DNA binding.